AUGUUCGUAGAGUGAAAACCAUUUAUUGUAACAGGAACCGGAUGCGGAAGGAAACCCGCCAUUGAGGCAGAAUUCACAUCGUGAGCUGAACGUUGAAAUUCAUUCAAUUCUAACAACCAAUUUUUCUGUAACCUAAUAGCUCUCGCUUGUAUUUUUUGGAGAGAAUGGCUUACCGAGGACAAGGACAGAAGGUGCAGAAGGUGAUGGUCCAGCCCAUCAACCUCAUUUUCAGAUACCUUCAAAACCGCUCACGAAUUCAGGUGUGGCUUUAUGAGCAGGUGAACAUGCGGAUAGAAGGCUGCAUCAUUGGCUUUGAUGAAUACAUGAACCUGGUUCUAGAUGAUGCUGAGGAGGUCCACAUGAAGACCAAGAACAGAAAGCCUCUGGGGAGGAUCAUGUUGAAGGGCGACAACAUCACCCUGCUGCAGAGUGUUUCUAACUAAAGAUACCAGUAAUGACUGCAGAUCCUGUUUUCUCUUUUUCUAUGUUAACUGCCUGUGAUUUUAUGUCUAAACGUGAGUUUCUUUACAACAUUUGAGAAUAAAAUCGUUGUUUUUCA
Molecule: messenger RNA, 559 nt
Organism: Oryzias melastigma (Indian medaka)
Lineage: Eukaryota; Metazoa; Chordata; Actinopteri; Beloniformes; Adrianichthyidae
Gene: snrpe
Product: small nuclear ribonucleoprotein polypeptide E
Exons: 5
Coding region: 165-443 (92 amino acids)
Biological process (GO): spliceosomal snRNP assembly; mRNA splicing, via spliceosome
Cellular component (GO): precatalytic spliceosome; U1 snRNP; U5 snRNP
Molecular function (GO): RNA binding
Source: RefSeq, a predicted model, not a curated record